CAAUAUUACAUACCUUCAGCACGAGAACUAGCAAGACUAGUUGGAGUAUGCAAAGCCCCGGUCAUACAACAUUUUUCUGAAACAAUUUCUGGAUCGACGACAAUUAGAAGCUUUGAUCAGAAAUGCAGAUUUGAAGACAUGUGCUUGAAGCUAAUUGACGACUAUUCUAGACCAAAGUUACAUGUGGCUGGCGUGUUGGAUUGGCUCGGCUUACGCUUGGAUAUGCUGUCCUCUUUUAUGUUCGCCUUCACUCUGGUUUUUCUAGUUUCCGUUCCUCAAGGAACUAUUGAUCCAAGAACUGCGGGAUUAGCAGUGACAUAUGGACUAUAUUUGAACAAGAUACAAGGAUGGGCAAUACAAAAACUUUGCAAUGUGGAAAUACGAUUUAUAUCGGUGGAAAGAAUAUUUCAAUACAGUUCUAUCCUUAGCGAGCCUCCUCUUGUUAUAGACUCAAAUAGACCUCGUCACUUCUGGCCAUCGCAAGGAAAAAUCGAUAUCCACAAUCUGCAGGUUCGAUAUGCGCUGCACAUGCCACUUGUAUUGCGAGGCCUUACGUGCACAUUCCACGGAGGUACAAAGACGGGAAUCGUUGGGAGAACCGGAAGUGGUAAAUCUACUCURAUACAAACGCUUUUUCGUAUUGUUGAACCUGCCAGCGGGGAGAUUCUGAUAGAUGGGAUUAAUAUAUCAUCAAUCGGGCUCCAUGAUUUACGAUCUAGAUUAAGCAUAAUCCCUCAAGAUCCAACUAUGUUCAAUGGAACUAUACGAACUAACAUGGACCCACUUGAAGAACAUUCAGAUGAUCAGAUUUGGGAGGCUCUUGAUAAAUGCCAGAUYGGAGACGAGGUUAGAAAGAAGGAAGGUCAACUCGAUUCAACAGUUACCGAAAAUGGAGAGAAUUGGAGUACGGGUCAACAGCAACUGGUCUGUCUUGGCCGCGUACUACUCAAGAAAAGCAAGAUACUGGUUCUUGAUGAGGCCACUGCAUCRGUUGAUACAGCAACGGAUAACAUGAUUCAGAAAACGCUUAGGGAACACUUCUCAGACUCUACUGUCAUAACAAUCGCGCAUAGAAUCACCUCUGUGGUCAACGGUGACAUGGUUUUGGUUUUGAACAAYGGCUUGAUCGAAGAAUACGAUUCUCCUACAAAAUUGUUAGAAGAGAAGUCAUCUUCAUUUUCAAAGCUGGUUGGUGAGUACAACAGGAGGUCAAACUCUAGUCAUAUAAGUAAGCAGAGCUGAGAAUUGUUUUCUAGUUCUACAAUCUAUGCUAUGAAGUACACAAAAAAUACGAACUUGUAUCAAUUUUCGGACAAUUUCAUGCAAAUUUUGUACGCCC
Messenger RNA from Cynara cardunculus var. scolymus (artichoke), 1339 nucleotides. Its product is annotated as ABC transporter C family member 3-like. NCBI's taxonomy places the organism in Eukaryota, Viridiplantae, Streptophyta, Magnoliopsida, Asterales, Asteraceae. Gene Ontology annotation, cellular component: plant-type vacuole; vacuolar membrane. Gene Ontology annotation, molecular function: ATP hydrolysis activity; ATP binding; ABC-type transporter activity. Gene Ontology annotation, biological process: transmembrane transport. The annotation marks the transcript as partial. The transcript is spliced from 6 exons. The record is from RefSeq and is a predicted model, not a curated record.